Molecule: messenger RNA, 1838 nt
Organism: Myotis myotis
Lineage: Eukaryota; Metazoa; Chordata; Mammalia; Chiroptera; Vespertilionidae
Product: receptor-type tyrosine-protein phosphatase N2-like
Exons: 13
Coding region: 57-1838 (593 amino acids)
Cellular component (GO): secretory granule
Source: RefSeq, a predicted model, not a curated record
CCGGCGGCGCUGUCCGGUGCUGAAGCGGCGGCGGCGCGGAGCGGGGAGAGGCCGCCAUGGACCGAGCCGCCAACCUGGGGCCGCCGCUCGCGCUGCCGCUGCUGCUGCUGCUUCUACCGCUGCUCCCGCCCGCCGCGCCCGCGCCCCUCGCCCGGCCGCUCGCGGGGCUCCUGGGGUGCUCGCUGGAAGACGGCCUCUGCAGACGGUGGGAGACCUGUGUCCACGACGGAGUGUUUGGAAGGUGUCAGAAGGUUCCGGUGACAGAUGUCUACCACUAUGAGGUGUCGCCGGGGGCCCAGCAGCAUCUGAGGGCCGCCCUGCUGCAGCUGUCCCGCGCAGGCUUCGCGUGGCAGGAUGACUACACGCAGCACAUGCUGGCCCGGGAGCUGGCCCACGUCCCCCGAACCCACUUGCGACGUCCUGAUGCUGCCCACCUGGCCAGGAGCUGGAAGCUGAGAGCCGAGGAAGAGAGGAGGCCUGGUGUGCAGGGCGACCGCGUGCUGGCCACAGCCCUGGAGCACUCCCUGCUGUCCCUGGAGGCCCUGUCCCCGGCUGUGGCCCUGGACCUGCUCCCAAGGAUGCAGCAGAGCGGGCGGGCAGUCCAGGGUGAGGGCCCCCAGGCCGACAGCGUGCUGACCUCCGCCCCCGCCUCCCGGACCAGGCACCCCAUGGGCCACCCUCUGCAGACCCUCAGCCGGCUCCCGCCGGGUGAGCUCAGCCCCGAGGGGGACGGUGGGGUCCAGAAGCGGACUCUGCUCAGGCAGCUGAUAGCCUACUUGGCCAUGAUAGCCCCCUCGCCCACCCCGGCGGGCCCCCUUGCGCCUGGUGACCUUCUGCGUGUGCCCUGGAGGAAACACGGGAAGCGGUUUUCGCCUUCAGAAGACCCCACCGAGCCCCUGGGCACCAGCAAUGGAGCAUGGAUUCAGCACUUCCUGGAGGACCCAAGAAAGGACCAGGUUGCUGUGGAGACGCUGAGCCCCCCGGACCUGGACAAGAUGGCCAGUGUGAUUGCCGAUGCCGUGGACACGGAGCGGGCAUGGGAAGGCCCCCGAGGGGCUGGAGGAGAGCCCGGGGAGCCGGCGGACAGCUCUGAGGCAGCGCUCGGGGACGGCGCCCACGGUGGGGGUGGAGCGCAAGGCACCAGGGCACGGGACGGCGGUGCGCGCGGCCACGGGGAGGUAGGCCCUGCGAGCCUCAGCCGCGGGGACGUCCUGCAGGGCCCGGGGUCUCGACGCCCACCUGGAGCCCCACCUGGAGCCCCUCCUGCCACCAGGGUCGAGCAGGCAGAGGGCCCUGCGGCUGCCUUGUCUUCGGAGGAGGACACCGCGGGGGUGGAGAACGUGAGGAGCCGGACCUACUCCACGGAGCUGCUGGCGAGGCCGCGCUCGGAGCCCAGGGCCCACAGGCUGGGGGAGCUCCCGCGCUGGGUCCCGGGGGCCUCGCAGGAGCAGGAGGGCCCCGGCCACGGCCUGCGGCUGGAGGUCAAGUCUCCUGAGGAGGCCUAUGGCUACAUCGUGACCGAGAGCGACCCCCUGAGCCUGGAGAAGGGGAGGCAGCUGCUGGCGGACGUUGCAGGCAUGCUCCAGGUGCCCACGGGCGUCCUCGCAGACACUGAGGUCCUGGGACCAGCUGUGACCUUCAGAGUGAGCGCCAACGUCCAGAACGUGACGCCUGCAGAUGUGGUGAAGGCAGCAGUCAGCAACAAGGACAAACUGGAAAGAUCGUCGGGACUGCGGAUUCUUCAAGCCGGAGUGGGGUCGACACUAGAUUUCAUGGCCUCGCCGUCUCGGACAAUUGUCCAUCGGGCAGCUGUCAUGAGGGCUCCUGCUGAUGGCUGA